UCACUUAUGACCAGUCUGACCACAGGCAUUAAAACAACAUCAGCACUCAUCAGUUUACAGCUGUGUGUAACUCAUCACAGUGGGUUUCACUGCAUUCAACAUCUGAUCUACCACAGCCAGGAAAAAUGUUCUGCCUGAUGAAUUUCAGUCUUUUCCUCUCAUGUGUGCUCCUCUUCAUCACACAGCCAGGUCGUGGUUCUGAGAUCAUUCAAGGGAAAGAAGUUGAGCCGCACUCACUGCCUUUCAUGGCUUAUGUAAGAGGUAAACUGUCUUCAUGUGGAGGGACAUUGAUCCAUCCACAGUGGGUGCUGACGGCUGCCCACUGCCCUCGCAUAUAUAAGGUGGUCCUGGGAGUGCACUCCAUCAGGAAAAAGGAGAAAGAUUCAAAGCAGAUCCGAGAGGUUGAGAAACUUUUUCCACAUCCCAACUAUACCCUUGUAACCAAGGGCAACGACCUCAUGUUGCUGAAGCUUCAGGAACCAGUGACUCUGACCAGGACAGUCAAAUGGCUCAAGUUAGGCAAAACCAUCAGAGACCCGGCAGCUGGCAGCAGGUGUCUGGUGGCUGGAUGGGGACGAACCGAAACAAAACGAACAUCAGACGUCCUCAUGUCUGUCAAUGUGACUGUGGUGGACAGACAGACGUGCAACUCUCGUGAUUAUUACAACCACAGACCUGAGAUCACCAGAGACAUGAUAUGUGCUGGUUCAGAUGGUACAAACGUCGCUGAUACCUGUCAGGGGGAUUCAGGAGGGCCGCUGUUGUGUGAUGGAGCGCUGGUUGGAGUCACGUCCUUUGGAGCGGGUUGUGGUGUCAUUAAGAAACCUGGAGUCUACUCGUUUGUCUCAGAGAGACAACUACAGUGGAUCAAGAAGACAAUGAAAUCAUACUAAAUGUCAUGAAACCACAGGCGUCAGUCUGCACAAGAUGAGAACCUUUGAUGGUUUAUUAUCCAUUUGAUCAUUUCAGUGUUUCUCUUACAUUUCAUUAUAGUUUAGCUUCUGCUAGCUUGCUAUAAUUGUUACACACUCUGCACAUAUACAGUAUGAUAGCCACCCUCUCAUGGUUAGUCCAUUACUGCCAUUGAAGGAACUUAAAGCAGGCACAAUGUGGCACAAACAUUAACUGGACCCCAAACCAUCUGGGGGG
Molecule: messenger RNA, 1149 nt
Organism: Oreochromis niloticus (Nile tilapia)
Lineage: Eukaryota; Metazoa; Chordata; Actinopteri; Cichliformes; Cichlidae
Product: granzyme K
Exons: 5
Coding region: 126-893 (255 amino acids)
Biological process (GO): proteolysis
Molecular function (GO): serine-type endopeptidase activity
Source: RefSeq, a predicted model, not a curated record